AACAGCAUUUUUCAAGGCCCACUUCGGUCAAGGCAGUUCGAGUAUCCUUUUUGAUGACGUGCAGUGUAACGGUACCGAAACAUCUAUAAUGUCGUGUCGCCAUUCCGGUGUUGAAAGUCAUAACUGUAGGCACACGGAGGAUGCCGGAGUUAAAUGUAUCCCUAAAUGUGGCAAACAUCAAUCUACAGGACAAUACCCCUGGGAAGUGCGUGUGCAAAUACAACGCGAGAAGGCAGUAUCGAUUUGUGGUGGAACCAUCAUUGAUCAACGUUGGAUUCUCAGCACAGCACAUUGUUUUGCAGACAAUGAGACGCUUGGUGCCGUAACAGGCGUCAUUGUGCACGUUGGAUCUCAAGACUUAUUUCGACAUUUAAGACCUGAUCAGAUAAUAUUCCAUCCAAGCUUCAAUUCAACCAGUUAUGAUUAUGACCUUGCACUCUUGCUGAUGAAUGAUAAAAUUGUCAAUGAGGAAGUUCAGCCAGCCUGUUUGCCGGAUGAAAGUAUUCCUUACAAUCUUACGGGGCUAAGAUGCCACGUCUCUGGAUGGGCAUUUGACCAUGGAAUUUCGAUGGUGCCAUUAGGAGCUGAGGCAGCCAUCAUUGAAGUUGCACUAUGCGUAAAUUUUUACAAAUGUGCUGCUGAGUUAGAGCAUGGUGUUAACGAUUGUAAAAAGGACUCUGCUGGAUCACUGGUUUGUAACAUCGGAGGCCUAUUCUACUUAAUAGGGGCUGCUUCAUUUGGAAAUGGAUAUAAAUGUGGCGAAAAAGGGCAUCCGGGUGUUUAUACCAGGGUUACGACAAUGCUUCCUUGGAUUACAACGAUGCAAAGAUGUAUGUCACCUGACAAGAUUUGUAACCAUGUGAAAGACUGCCCCGGCAAUGAAGAUGAAAAGGGAUGUGAGGCGAGAGUACAGUUGGUUAAUGGUCCUAAUAAAAGAUCUGGACGUGUAGAAAUUAUUAUCGGUACUGAACGAGGUACUGUGUGUGACGAUAAUUGGGACGACAACGACGCCAAAGUCAUCUGCAAAAUGCUCGGAUAUGAUGGUGGGAAAGCGCUGAAUGAAUCCCACUUUGGUCAAGGCAGUUCGAGUAUUCUUCUGGAUGAGGUACAUUGUGACGAAACCGAAUCAUCCAUCAUGGCAUGUCGCCAUUCUGGUCUUAGAUUUCAUAACUGUGGGCACCAUGAAGAUGCAUCAGUUGUAUGCAGCUCAAAAUGUGGUCAUCGACCUAUGGAACAUUAUUUAAGAAAGAAACGUAUAGUUGGAGGGGAAAAUGCAGAAAAGGGCUUCUAUUCAUGGCAUGCUGGAGUUCGAACACGAAGCAGGAGAUCAUCGCAUUUGUGUGGAGGAAUAAUUUUGAACGACCGUUGGAUCCUAAGCGCAGCAAACUGUUUUUGGAACAUAGGCAAGGAUGACAUUAUGGUUUAUACCGGUGACCACGACCUUUUGGAAAAUGAUACCUUUGAAGAACAGUUUGAGAUGGAGCACCUUAUUAAACAUCCUAAUUAUACAUGUCAGACUGUGCUUAGCGCAGCAGAAGUUCGUUUAAUUGAUGAUGAUGACUGCAAAAGAACAUACGGUACAGAGAUAACUCCGAACAUGGUGUGUGCCGGUUAUAUGGAAGGAGGCAUCGAUGCAUGUGCUGGAGACUCAGGCGGACCUCUGGUGUGCAGCGUUGAGGGUCUUUACUACGUGAUGGGCGUAAUAUCAUGGGGAACAGGAUGUGCUUUACCAGGAUACCCAACUGUCUAUGCAAAGGUGGCGGCUUUUCAGUCCUGGAUUGAGACCACGAUUGCGUCGUAUCCAUAAAUAAAAAAACGUCUUCUGCAAAGUGGCUGUACAGCAUUAGUUCUAUUUGAAGACAGAAUGUUCAUAUUGUAACAAAUAUGAAUUAGGUGAUUGCAGAAGCUUAUUUCAGUGUUUUCUUAAUUGUGUCCAUUGCCGAAAGUACUCGUAGUACAGAUAUAUGUUCAUAUGUUCCAGAUAGGAAGCCAUUGGCUUAUUUUCUUGUGGCAUACAAAUUAUUCUUUACAUGUUUGUAAAUGUAAGGGCUAUUAAAACAUUUAUUAUCAUCCUCACGCUUUUUAAAGCGUGGGGAUAUUGCGGUUAUCUCCGCCGUCCGUCCGUCCGUCCUGGCCACUUUCUUCUCCUACACUAUUACGACUAGAACCUUGAAACUUACACACAUGGUAGCUAUGAGCAUAUAUGCGACCCUGCACUAUUUGCAAUUUUGAUCUGACCCCUGGGUCAAAAGUUAUGGGGUUUGCGGUGGGGCCGGUUCAGAGAUUUUCACUCAUUUUGCUAACAACAUGCGGCGAACUUUUUACCCAGGAGUCAGAUCAAAAUUCCAAAUAGUGUACCGUCGCACCUAUGAAGGCGCCCCGCCCACAUAGACCACGCCCACCCACAAUUUUUUGUUAACAUAACUUCUUCAUUUAUUCACCAAACAUGCGGCGUGGGGAUACGCGUCGGCCGCGGCCGCACCCUUUCUAGUUUUAAUCUAGUUUGAUGCUCUUUUUUAAUAAGAAACAAAUCUUAUGAAUCGUCAUCGCAUGUGACGUGUAUGAACGAAGGGCGUAAAUUCCUUUAUGCUAUAUGUGUAUGUUCCCACCCGAAUUCAACGAGAAUAAAACCCAUACAAUUAAUUAUCUAGAAAAUAAUGUAAUCAUGAUACUCGCCUAUAUUCAUAUUCACACAGAACUAAACUAUCAUCGACUAAUUCUAAUUAACAAUGAAUUCAUAAUAUAUAUUACAAUAUGCAUUAUGGGCGUCCGAAAUGAUUCAGAAUAUAUCAAAUAUGUUAAAAGUACAAUUAAUUAUAGAACGUUCAAUUUGGUAAGACAUGUUACCAACAAAGAAUACAGAUACAGAUAAACGGAUACAACUUUUCCGUAUACGAACAAUCCUCAUUGAUAUGUAUUCCCAUGCAACAAAAAUAGUUUUGUAAGACA
Messenger RNA from Dreissena polymorpha, 2949 nucleotides. RefSeq names its product neurotrypsin-like. Gene Ontology annotation, molecular function: protein binding; serine-type endopeptidase activity. Gene Ontology annotation, cellular component: membrane. Gene Ontology annotation, biological process: proteolysis. The transcript is spliced from 11 exons. Bases 89 to 1807 code for a protein of 572 amino acids. The record is from RefSeq and is a predicted model, not a curated record. Lineage: Eukaryota; Metazoa; Mollusca; Bivalvia; Myida; Dreissenidae.